Molecule: messenger RNA, 1251 nt
Organism: Acanthosepion pharaonis
Lineage: Eukaryota; Metazoa; Mollusca; Cephalopoda; Sepiida; Sepiidae
Source: the annotation of a GenBank genome assembly
AUGUUGCCUUCAAGCUCCGGGAAUACUCCACUGUUUCUCAUUUCUUUUCUUUUUUUCUUUCUCUUCUUAAUUUCGACCUCUUCUUCUAUUCCAUUCUCUUUUUCUCUUUCUCGUUCUUUUAAUUUUUUCGUUCUUUUUCUUUUAAUUUUAUUCUUUUUCUUUCUCUCUUUCCUUCUUUAUUCAUCUAUUCAUUUAUUGUGUUACUUUUUGGGUUUUAUUAAAGUUUUCCUUCUUUUUUUUUUUCGUCAAACAGCUAAGAUAUUUUUUCUUUCCAUUUCAUUUUUCUUGGCGGUUGACCAGUACCAGAACUUCACUGCUGCUACUGCUUCUUCUAUGGUCAUUCUCACUGAUCUUUCUUUCUUUCUUUCUUUCUUUCUUUCUUUCUUUCUUUCUUUCUUUCUUUCUUUCUUUCUUUCUUUCUAUCUAUCUAUCUAUCUAUCUAUCUAUCUAUGUCUUUUUUUCAUCAUUACGUUUUUCCAUUCAUUUUUAUAUCCGGCUCUAUGUUUCCUUAUUCUCUAUCUGAUUUCCUUUCUUCUGGCAGUCUUUCUCUCUCUCUCUCUCUCUCUCUCUCUCUCUCUCUCUCUCUCUCUCUCUCUCUCUCUUAAUUUUUCGCCUAUUUUCUUCCGUCAUUCCCUCCACUUUCUUCUUCUUCUUCUUCUUCUUCUUCUUCUUCUUCUUCUUCUUCUUCUUCUUCUUCUCUCUUUCUCUCCCUCUCACCCUUUCUUUCGCCUUUUGACCUGCAUUUCUCUGUCCGUUUUUUGCUCAUUUCUUUGGCGCUCCGUCUUCUCUCACAUUGGCCAUUCCUCCUCCUUUCUCUGCCUCGAUUUCACUAUUUUUAAUAUUACCUUUUUCUUCUAUCCGGAUUUACCUAUAUUUUUCAUUUAUUUUUCUUUCCUUCUUCUUCUUCUUCUUCUUCUUCUUCUUCUUCUUCUUUCUCUCUCUUUCCCUUUCUCUCUCUCUCUUUCCUCUAUUCUUCAUUUCUUUCUACGUUUCUCUUCCCGCCUUUAUUUCUUAAUUUUUUGUAGUCUAUCAUAUUUGCUUCCUUCCCCCCUUUCUAAUCUCUCUUUCCGUUGUAUUCGUCAUUUUGUCUUCUUUUUAUGUCGAAAUAUAUUUCCCUCCUCUUGCUCUCUCCCCCUUCUCGCUCUCUUUCCCCACCCUCGCCAUCUUUUCCCCGCAAUGACCAUCAUUAACAACUACGUCAUCCUCUUUGCAUCAUUUUCGUCAUUCUUAUCAUUUCUUUCACCACAGUGA